This is a messenger RNA of Lethenteron reissneri (Far Eastern brook lamprey), 1158 nucleotides long. It is a transcript of the gene ARHGEF33, whose product is annotated as Rho guanine nucleotide exchange factor 33. The record is from RefSeq and is a predicted model, not a curated record. NCBI's taxonomy places the organism in Eukaryota, Metazoa, Chordata, Hyperoartia, Petromyzontiformes, Petromyzontidae.
UCGGCAAAUGACGCGUGUUCUGUUAGCGUUGGUCCCAAAGCCCCUUGGUUACGGUUAAAGUCUCGCCUUAUCAGACUGCACACAGUCUCGCCCGAGACUGCUUCUACACAAAGUCGGUCGCUCUUCGGGCCCAGCUGAGAUGCGGUGCCCCUCUGCAGCAAUACAUUGAGAGUGCCGAUAUCUUACAUUGAGAGUGCCGAUAUCUUACAUUGAGAGUGCCGAUAUCUCAGCCCUGCCCAAGUCUCGCGUGCACACGAGGUGACCGCCUCCCGCUGCUGGAGUGCCCAUGGCACGUGCACAGCAGAGGGACUCGUGGUGACUCAAAGCCACGCGGUGGAUUCCUGUUGCUGUGGUGACGGCAAGCCCGUGGAGACGCCAGCCACGUGCUGCCAAGACGCCAGCCACGUGCUGCCAAGACGCCGUGCUGGAAAGAUCGCCUCUUGAUUUGGACGCAAGGCAGCGUGGUCGACAAGUGGCUGCAGCCCCAAGACGCGAAAUGGCUACAGAGGUUACUCAAGAAGAUGACUUGGCUGCCCACAUAACACAGCUGCACACGCUGGUGUCGGAGCUGAAGGAGGGCUUCACGGGCGCCGUGCAGGAGUUGGCUCGGAUCCAGUAUGGGGACUCGUACCUGGAGGAGAGGAUUGAGCGCGACCGCGCCGAGUGCGCCCAGCAGACGCAGCAGCUCAAGGAGCUGCUGAUGGGGCUCAAGGAUGAGCUGGCGGACGUGGCGGUGCAGCUGCGGAAGGUGUCGGAGCGGCAGGCGAGCCUGGAGCAGCAGGUGGAGGCGCUCGCGAGCGAACGCUCGUGUGCUCCAGCGCAGCGGCAGACGCCCGUCACGCGCAGGGCUCUGUUUGCCGGGGCGGUGGCUGCCGCCGCCGCAUCGGCAGCCGCGGCUGCGCCCGAGCUGUCCCCGCGCUCCAGCUGCAGCAGCACGGACGCCCUGCCGAGCGGGAGCAGCGAGGUGACGGCCGACAGCGGCGUCCACUCCGAGGAGCCCGGCUCGCUCUCCUCCUCCUCCUGCCAGCCAGGCGUGCAGAUCUACCAAGAAUUUCAAGCAACACCCGGUUGCUUUGCCGUAUGAAGGAGGUGAGACCUGCAAAGCUCGGCACCGCAGAGAAGACGAGGACGCGCCACAGGCACACGGCAGUCGGCCGC